Molecule: messenger RNA, 1164 nt
Organism: Paracoccidioides lutzii Pb01
Exons: 3
Coding region: 1-1164 (387 amino acids)
Molecular function (GO): RNA binding
Source: RefSeq, a predicted model, not a curated record
AUGGCACAAAAUAAUGAGCUUCAAGACUCCGAGCUCAAGCAGAAAUCAACCCCCAGUCGUCGUUGGGCGAACUCACCCAAUUGGCGGGUGAAGCAAGCUGAAUCCCCUGGAUUAGAAAGCACUGCGGGCGGACCCGAGAAACAGCAACUGAAUUUCGAUCGCGGUCCGAUGCAAAGAGGGAACCACACCGCAAAUCGGAGUUGGAAUAAUGAGGGCAAAUCAAAGCUGUCCACAACAUCGGGCAAAUCGUCACCCCACACAAAUGAACUCCACUCGCCUACCAUGAAAUCGUUUUCCGAAGGAAGGAGACUUUAUGUAGGAAAUAUGCCAUACAUGGCGAAGAAGAAAGAUGUGGAAUCCCUUUUCACUGAAGGCGAGACGGUCUAUAACGUAGAGCGCAUCGAUAUAUCCAUUGAUCCAUUCACCGGGCGGAAUCCAUCGUACUGCUUCGUCGAGCUGGAGACAAAGCAACAGGCAGAUCUGGCGAUAAUGGAAUUAAAUGGGAAAGACAUGUUGGGUCGUCCAGUGAAAAUCAAACCUGGAAUCCCUAAAUCGUCCAAGGAGCCCUUUGGACGAAGAGACAUGGCCACGACUCCGGAAAAACAGCCACCAAGAUUUGUCUUUGAGCGAUGGGAGAGAUCAGAUGCUUCGAGUCACUGGUAUGAUUAUAGCUCCCAGGGCCGUCGUCUAUUCGUUGGAGGCCUUCCCAGGAUGCCAAACCAACCUACAGCAGACUAUGAAAUCCGGAAAUUGUUUUACGGUUUCAACAUUGAAGCCAUCAGCAAAGUUAUCUCCCCGCACCCGUCGAAGCGUUCACAACCUGGAAACCAUUACUACCUCUUUGUCGACCUGGCCUCGUCGGAGGAGGCUGACCGCGCCAUCGAAGCCCUAACCGGCGUCAGCGCUGUCUGGGGCAGUCGGGUACACAUCAACAAGGCCCGCGGUAACUCGCACAAACCCGCUGAGCGCGACCGAUGGGAAGGGAAAGGCAAGGCACAGAAUGGAAGCGAUGAUCAGAAUGAUGAUGAUGGCAGCAGUGGGAGAUCAGCUAUGGGUGCUGAAUCUGAUCCUCUGCCACGAUCACGUUGGGGACUGCCAGGCGGAUUUGGAGACGAAGCCGGUGCGUCUUCAACCCAGUCUGCUCGCGUGGAGUCGCCACCAUAG